Messenger RNA from Selaginella moellendorffii, 720 nucleotides. RefSeq names its product pentatricopeptide repeat-containing protein At3g26630, chloroplastic-like. The transcript has a single exon. Gene Ontology annotation, biological process: RNA modification. Gene Ontology annotation, molecular function: protein binding; RNA binding. The coding region runs from base 1 to 720 and encodes 239 amino acids. Lineage: Eukaryota; Viridiplantae; Streptophyta; Lycopodiopsida; Selaginellales; Selaginellaceae. The record is from RefSeq and is a predicted model, not a curated record.
AUGGUGGAGGCCAGGAAGGUGUUCGAGGGGAUGAAAGCCAGGAACGUCAGGUCCUACACGGCGAUGAUAUCGGCUUACGUCCAGGCUGGGGAGCACGCGGAAGCUCUGGAGCUCUUCUCCAGGAUGAGCAAGGUGGAGGCUAUCGAACCGAACGCUUAUACGUUCGCCACCAUCCUGGGUGCUGUUGAAGGGCUGGGGAACUUGGAGAAGGGAAGGAAGGUCCACAGGCACCUGGCUUCGCGGGGAUUCGACACGAACGUUGUCGUCCAGAACGCGCUGGUGACAAUGUAUGGGAAGUGUGGGAGCCCGGUGGAAGCUCGGAAGGUCUUCGACUCCAUGACGGCUAGGAACGUGAUCUCCUGGACUUCGAUGAUCGCGGCCUACGCUCAGCAUGGGAAUCCACAGGAGGCUCUCAACCCUUUCAAGAGGACGGACGUGGAGCCGAGUGGUGUGAGCUUCUCCAGUGCUCUCAAUGCCUGUGCAUUGCUGGGAGCUUUGGACGAAGGCCGAGAGAUUCAUCACGGAGUUGUGGAAGCCAAUCUCGCGUCUCCGCAGAUGGAGACUUCCUUGCUCAGUUACAGCGUCACUCAACGCACACAAAGCUGGGGUCUUGGUUGCAUUGAAAAGGAGCCUCCUGGGACUGGGAAACACUUAAGACUGGACUGUGGAAAACUCCGAUCGAGCAUGCACCGACUGGAAGGGAGUGAUUUGCAACAGUGA